AUGGUUCACGUCAGGCUUUUUAGCCGCUUUGCUGAGCUAGAAAUCGUCUCCAAAUCAACUACCACAUUAGUCAUGAGACAGUAUUCCGAGAGGCAGUGUCUAAUCAGGGAAAUCUUAAUGAUACUAUUACGGCUGGAGUAUGAAGAAACAGAUUUGAUGGUCAAGCGGGCAGUUGGAAUCAGGCCUCUACAAUUGAUGGCCGAGCUUGCAUUCCCCCAUAGUCAAAUCCUGCAGACCACCUACAACGCCUUGUUCAGCGACGAGACUGAGUAUCAGGACCUUCUGCAGUACAUGUUAUCGAACCGAUACCUAGAGCCACGGGGGGCGCCAAAAUCACAAGGAGAAUUUGAUAUUGAAAGGCUUUUCGACAUGUCGGAUAACGACUUCCGACAGGCAGCAAGAACAACCAAACACGGUUUCAUUAAAGUGCUCGAUACGAUUUUUGACAAUGAAGUUUUUCAUUGUGGGGGGCAUAGACCUCAGCUACCAAUUCCUCAUCAACUUGCUCUUACGCUUGAACGACUUGGUUCGAAUGGCAACGGUGCCUCUGUAGGCCAGUUCUCUCGAAAUCUGCAAGUUGCUCGAGGUACUGUAGUAAAGGUAACCCGUCGGGUCAUCGAGGCUCUCAUAUCAAUGGGACGGGUGUACGUCCAAUGGCCUGAUAAGGAUCGACGUGCCGAGAUAUCGGAAGUUAUGCGAAUGGAGGGGUUUUCUGGAUGUGUUGGGUUUGUUGACGGUACUACUAUCCCAAUCUUCCAACGCCCAGGAUUUGAUGGCGAGACGUUUUUCGAUCGCAAGAAACGAUACUUUAUGAAUGCUCAGAUUGUGUGUGAUUGUGAUAGGUUCAUCACAUCUUUCAUCUCUGGAUGGCCAGGAUCAUGUGGUGAUAGUAAGGUCUACCAGCGGAUGCAGCUCCAUCAGAACCCAUCACAAUUCUUUGAUCAGGGUUAUGAGCCCAGAGCCUACCUAAGCGUCAUCCGCUUACAACAGAGACCAGAUGAAGUUGUGAAUGCUUACUUGUAAGACCAAAAACUUCCCCUGUAAGACUACCUAAGGUCACGGGUUCAAUUCCCACUCUGAUCAUGAUUUGUUGGGUCUCAUUCCCACUUCCACAUCA
Puccinia graminis f. sp. tritici CRL 75-36-700-3 is the source of this 1117-nucleotide messenger RNA. RefSeq lists its product as uncharacterized. The coding region runs from base 1 to 1023 and encodes 340 amino acids. The record is from RefSeq and is a predicted model, not a curated record. The transcript has 4 exons. NCBI's taxonomy places the organism in Eukaryota, Fungi, Basidiomycota, Pucciniomycetes, Pucciniales, Pucciniaceae.